AUGGGCUCCCGCGGGCUGGGAGUCACCCCGGCAGACAUGGAUGCCUCACGCCUGGUGUUUGUGUCCGUCAAGGACGCCAAGCCCAAGCGCAAGGUGGCGGUGCCGAUUGGGGACGGCACCUCCUGGGAACAGUUCUGCAGCCAGGUCCAGACCAAGCUGAAGCUGAUGGGCAUCGAGGCGAUCUACCUGGCAUCCAGCGGAGAGCGCAUCACGCGCCUGGACCAGCUGCAGGACAUUGACGAGCUGUAUGUGGUGGAGGGCGCCGCGCCGCGCGGCGGCCACGGCUCGGCGGCGGGGCCCGACAGCGGCGGCGGCAACGGCUACCUUCAGUCACAGCCCACCAGCUACGUCAGCCGCAUGGGGGUGGCAGACACAGAGAUCACGGCAGAGCAGAGCGGGCAGCUGGACCCCGAUGCAGACGGCUCCAAGUAUGUGCGGCGCCAGACCUCCAUACAGCGCACCCUCAAGCGCGUCUUCCCCUCGCUCUUCCAGGGAGGCGGCUCGCUGCCCAUCACAACCAAGGACCUGGGCAGCGGCAUGAGCCCCGCGGUAGAGCAAGUGCGGCGGCGCAUCCGGCGGCGGCGGCGCGCCUGCGCCGACCCCCGAAACCUCCUCAUCCUCUUCACCCUCAUCUCCUGCCUGGGUACCGUACUCUUUGUCUACACCCGCACCGCGCAGGGCCUGCCCUGA
This is a messenger RNA of Chlorella variabilis, 690 nucleotides long. RefSeq lists its product as hypothetical. The transcript is spliced from 5 exons. Lineage: Eukaryota; Viridiplantae; Chlorophyta; Trebouxiophyceae; Chlorellales; Chlorellaceae. Bases 1 to 690 code for a protein of 229 amino acids. The record is from RefSeq and is a predicted model, not a curated record.